GUGGCUGCGCAUGAGCAGUGAGCAGCCGGAGGAAGCCUGAGUACUGUGCUUGCAUCGCCUGGCGGGUUCGGGCGGCUUCCUGGCGCUUCUCCUGCGGCACAUAGUAGCGAGAGGAACAUAUAAAUAGCUAAAUAUCUGAAGGACCCCACUGGAAUCUGAACCAUGAGCCUUCAUAUUCAUCAAGACAAGUACCGGGACCUUGAUGAAGAUGAGCUGCUUCGUAACCUGUCUGAAGCUGAUCUAAAACAACUAGAAACUGUUCUAGAAGAUUUGGAUCCUGAUAACGCACUGCUGCCAGCAGGCUUACGGCAAAAAGACCAGACCUCUAAGGUGCCCACAGGACCUUUUGACAGAGAUAGUCUACUGGAAUUCUUGGAGAAGGAUGCACUCUCUAAGAAAGACAGGGAGGACUAUGUGCCAUUUACUGGAGAGAAAAAAGGGAAAAUAUUCAUUCCAAAACAAAAGCCCUUGGACUUCCGUAAAGAUGAAAACAUUUCUCUCGAUCCAGAACUGGAAGAGGCAUUGACUAGUGCUACUGAUACAGAGCUGUGUGACCUUGCAGCUAUCCUUGGAAUGCCCAACCUAUUGCCAAGCAGUGGAACCAGCAACGGUUAUGAUAGUCAAGGGUUCCCCAAUGUUGUCAAAGCAGAACCUGUUAGGCCCAUUUUUGAUGAGCCUCCAAAUCCCACCAAUGUGGAAGAGACCUUGAAAAGAAUAAGAGACAAUGAUCCACGCUUGACUGAGAUUAACUUGAACAAUAUUAAGAAUAUACCUAUUCCAACAUUGAAAGAUUAUGCUAAGGCAUUAGAGAAAAACACCCAUGUCAGAAUAUUUAGCAUUGCAGCAACAAGAAGCAAUGAUCCUGUAGCUGUGGCAUAUGCUGAUAUGCUGAAAGUAAACAGAACUCUGAGAAGUUUUAACAUUGAGUCUAAUUUUGUCACUGGAUCUGGAAUAUUGGCCUUGGUAGAAGCACUGAAAGAAAAUGAAACCUUGCAAGAGAUCAAAAUUGAUAAUCAGAGACAACAACUAGGAACAGGAGUGGAAAUGGAAAUAGCACGUUUGCUUGAGGAAAACUCAACAAUUCUAAAGUUCGGCUACCACUUUACGCAGCAGGGACCACGGACAAGGGCAGCAUCUGCAAUAACAAAGAAUAAUGAUCUUGUGCGAAAACGGAGAGUUGAAGGGGACCGUGAAUAAACAUUAAACCAACCAGGAAACAUUGUUCGGAGAUUUCAAGGUCAUCCGUGGAUGAUCUUCUCCAUUUGGGGUUAUUUGUCACGGACUUCAUUGGGCUGGGAAGAAGGGAAGAUACUGGAAAACUGCAAACCAAUAUCUGAUUAUUCUUGGCAUUCUUUAGUCAUUGUGGAAAACGUAGCAUCUAUACUAGAAUUCAGAGCCUUUCCCCAAGAAUGUAACAUUCCAUAUAAAGUGAAGCCAUGAGGAAAGUGUAGGAAAUCUAUCCUGGCUAUAUCAGUGUUCAGAUCACUGUUAGAAAUUAUUUUCUUGUAAAGGAAAAUGUUUGCUUAAGAGAUGCCCAGUAGUUUGUUUACCUGUUUGGAGGUUAAAGGGAAUGUCUUCAAGAGAAAUAAUUAAAAAAUAGAAUAUAGCCUAUAGUGUUUUUACAUAGGGUUACAUAUGAAUUUAGCCUCCUUUGCCUAGACUGCAAGGGUAAUAGUACAUAGGAGUUUUGUUUUGGCUGCAAGUGUCAGGGAAAUGUCAGCAAGACAAAUAGCAUAGAAUAAUAUUAGUCUAAGAAAUCUCUCUGCAGAUUGCUGUUGUUGGGGUGAUUAAAGCGAAUAAUGAUGGCAUCCAAUAAAUGAAUGCUCAGCUGCAGGCGCAAAACCGCAAAGGUUGUUUUUAGGAUAAAAUUCUAAGCUUUGUGUCCCGGAUGCUGCCCUGAGACAGCACAUAAGAAAUCUUCUCAUGUACCAUGGGCCCCAAGGCAUUAACUUGUACUUGCUCACAUACAGAAAACAUUCCAGUGCAUAUCUACAUUUAUACAUAACUGCAGGUUACAGACAACAAUAGGAAAGGCACCUAAUCUAUAUGACCACUAGAUGUGCUUUUGCUAUUGUCUUUAGAAAAUUAUCAUGGAACAAGCACUGUGUCAGUUCCCACUGUGCGUACAGUAAGCUACACUAUAAUGUGUAAGGGAACAUAAUCAAAAUACAGACUUAGAAUUGCUAAUAAGUCAUUUUGUUCCCCUGUAACUGAAGACUCAGACUGAAGAAAUCAGGUCCAUUUUAUGAUCAAUUCACUCCUAGACUGCAACACAAAUAGUAAUCCCUUAAUAAGCACUCUUGUGAUUCUGAUAGCUCAUUGCUAAUGAACCACCAUACAAAAUCUGACUUUGUAUCACUCCUUCAUUUUUGAGCUGCAAAAAUUAUUUUCUUUACUUUGCAAACUUUAUUGCCAAGAGUUAUGCAUUGCUUUUCUCCAUGAUUUUAUUUGUAACUAGAGAGAGGCGCUUCUGUCAGACAUUCAUGGAUACUGUUGGAUACUGUUAUUAGAGUGUAAACCAGGAAUAUCCAUCCUUUGCACCUACAGCUGCUAUUGCACUACAGUUCCAUGGAGGUGGGGGCACAAGGUUCCAGAAUAUGUAGUCUAGCUCUUGAAUUGAUUGGUUCAGCAGUAGGCAGGGAAACCAUUUUUAAAUGGCUGUAAUGUUUUGUUAGGCCCACAAAGGAGUCUUUAACUCAUAACAGUUUAGAUUCUGCCAAAAUACUCAGGGGUUUCUUGCGUAGACAAUACCCUGCUGUCUCUUUCAGGGAAAUAAAUUCUACCAAAAAAUGUUUAGCUACUCCAUUGCAACAGUGUAUGUAUACUAAUUAUGGAAGGGAUGGGCAAACUUUCACCUAGCUGUAACUACCAGCAGCUCAAUUGGUGGGGAAAAUACCAAAGUCUGCUUGUCCCUUUAUAAUCCUAAACAGAGGACAAUUGCACUAUAACAUGAAAGGUGCAGAAUACAGACAACAACAAGCAUGCAAGCAUAUGACACAUACUAUAUUGUUAACUGAAUAUAUUUCUCUGAAAAGCAUUCACUCUUAGAAACUGUUAGUUACACAAACUACAUUGCAUUGAGUGUUGCAAACACCAUUCCUGACUUUAAAUGCUGAAUGUAGAUAUGGUUUAUCUUGUAUUGUCUUGCUAUAUAACCCGUUUGUCAUUUAUCUGAGUUGUGCCAAACAUUGUUUUCUGGCUAUAUAUAUCUUAUGUAAAAAAUUAUGCAAUUUUUUUUCUGUCUGAAACCUUCUUUUUUGUUAACGUUUUCUUUCUUUUUUUUUUUUGAAUAAAAAACUUUUAUACAAAA
Molecule: messenger RNA, 3310 nt
Organism: Xenopus tropicalis (tropical clawed frog)
Lineage: Eukaryota; Metazoa; Chordata; Amphibia; Anura; Pipidae
Source: RefSeq, a predicted model, not a curated record